Molecule: messenger RNA, 1524 nt
Organism: Galeopterus variegatus (Sunda flying lemur)
Lineage: Eukaryota; Metazoa; Chordata; Mammalia; Dermoptera; Cynocephalidae
Gene: RNASEH1
Product: ribonuclease H1
Exons: 8
Coding region: 58-918 (286 amino acids)
Biological process (GO): DNA replication, removal of RNA primer
Molecular function (GO): magnesium ion binding; nucleic acid binding; RNA-DNA hybrid ribonuclease activity
Source: RefSeq, a predicted model, not a curated record
GCCAUCACCGAGCGUGCGUCCCGGAGCCGAGAUGCUUCCCGGCGCGGGGAGUGAGCGAUGAAGCGGCUCUUGUGCGUGGCCCACGGAGUCGCCUUGGCCGCCGUGCGCUGCGGCUGCGGCCCUUUCAGGCUCAGGAUGUUCUACGCCGUGAGGAGGGGCCGCAGGACCGGGGUCUUCCUCACCUGGAAUGAAUGCAGAGCACAGGUGGACCGGUUUCCUGCUGCCAGAUUUAAGAAGUUUGCUACAGAAGAUGAGGCCUGGGCCUUUGUUAGGAACUCUGUGAGUCCUGACAGUUCAGAAGGGCAAAAGAACAAACAUGUGCAAGAAUCCCAAGUAAAAGCCCGCAAGUCCCUCCGUGAGCCCCCAGGUGGAGACAGCGAUGACAGCAUGGAGCCCUGUGCAAAGCGUGUGAAACAGAACACAGAGUCAGCGCCUUCAGUUGGCAAAGACACGUUUUCUUAUAUGGGAGACUUUGUCAUUGUCUACACUGAUGGCUGCUGCUCCAGUAAUGGGCGGAGGAGGGCACGAGCAGGAAUUGGCGUUUACUGGGGGCCAGGCCAUCCUUUAAAUGUAGGCAUUAGACUUCCUGGGCGCCAGACAAACCAAAGAGCAGAAAUUCAUGCAGCCUGCAAAGCCAUUGAACAAGCAAAGGCUCAGAACAUCAAUAAAUUGGUUCUGUAUACGGACAGUAUGUUUACCAUAAAUGGAAUAACUAACUGGGUGCAAGGGUGGAAGAAAAAUGGAUGGAGGACAAGUUCUGGGAAAGAUGUGAUGAACAAAGAGGACUUCGUGGAGCUGGAUGAGCUCACCCAUGGCAUGGACAUUCAGUGGAUGCAUGUUCCUGGUCAUUCGGGAUUUAUAGGCAAUGAAGAAGCUGAUAGAUUAGCAAGACAAGGAGCUAAACAACCUGAAGACUGAAGUAAUUUUAAUACUUGGGAAAACUUGAGCCUGUCACUGUUUUGUUCCUUUCGCUUUCUGGUGUGGAAAAUAAGACUACAGGAUGGACCACUGCAGUAGAUGAUGAUGAUUCAGCUUUCACACGGAAUCAGGAAGGCGUAGUGGGGUUCUCUGAUAUGGUUUGUUAAAAAGUAGUUAAAUGUGGAAUAUAUUGAACACCUUUGAGAUUUGAGAAUCGUGAGAUUUCAGCAUCAUGCUUAUUGGGCUUGAUAUUGUGCUUGUUUGUUUUAUUGUAGUCUGGCCCAGAGUGCUAGAACUUUGAUUUUAAUAAAGAAUCAAUAAAACGUUGUUAAAAGAUGCAGACAAGAAGUCUAGAAGUAUUCUGAAGGAGCUUAUUGUCCGAUAUGCAGGAUUGAGGCUCCUGCUUGUAAAGUUGACUUGUGCCUUGUGAACAUUAGAGGAAAUCACAGCCCAGGCCAGGGCACAGCGCUCAGCAGGGAGAGUGCGAGCUGGGUCUUGGCCCCACCUGCCCGCUUGCACACAGCUGGCGCCGGCUACUAGACGUCUGUAUAGGAACAGCGAUAACCUUUAGAGACUAAGAAGCAUAAAUAAAUCUUUUAAAAAUUU